Messenger RNA from Hippopotamus amphibius kiboko, 4346 nucleotides. RefSeq names its product odr-4 GPCR localization factor homolog (gene ODR4). NCBI's taxonomy places the organism in Eukaryota, Metazoa, Chordata, Mammalia, Artiodactyla, Hippopotamidae. The transcript has 13 exons. The record is from RefSeq and is a predicted model, not a curated record. Gene Ontology annotation, cellular component: endomembrane system. The coding region runs from base 234 to 1448 and encodes 404 amino acids. Gene Ontology annotation, biological process: intracellular protein localization.
GUGCGUCAUCAAUCUGCGCCACCUGAUUUCAGAGACCCCGGGUUUAGAGUGGGAAGUGAGGUGCGGGAAGAACGUCGCUUUCUGAUGAAUUCACUCACAGUGGAAUUGGGACCGGGCUGGAAUCUGGUCCCUGGAGGCUGGUACUUGCACGGUAAACCCCCUUCUCAGGUGGUCUGACAGCUCGACAGAUUUGUCUGCAGUCUGAGUACAGGAGGUUGAAUUAGUUCUUAAUAAUGGGAAGAACCUACAUUGUAGAAGAGACUGUGGGCCAGUAUCUUUCAAACAUCAAUCUUCAAGGAAAAGCUUUUGUCUCUGGUCUUUUAAUAGGACAGUGUUCUUCACAAAAGGAUUAUGUGAUUCUUGCCACUAGAACGCCACACAAAGAGGAACAAGAUGAGAGCCCCAAACGUUCCAAAGCUAAGUUGGAUAACUUGGAUGAAGAAUGGGCCACAGAACAUGCCAACCAGGUAUCCAGAAUGCUACCAGGGGGACUUUUAGUUCUUGGAGUAUUUAUUAUUACAACUUUAGAGAUGGGAAAUGAGUUUCAAAAUACCCUACGUAGACUAGUAUUUGCUGUGGAAAAAUCUAUGAGUAAAAAGAGACUGUGGAAUUUCACAGAAGAGGAGGUCUCAGAACGAGUGACGCUUCACUUUUGCUCUUCUACAAAAAAAAUAUUUUGUCGAACUUACGAUAUCCACGAUCCAAAGAGUUCUGCAAAACCAGCAGAUUGGAAGUAUCAAAAUGGACUAUCAGCUUCAUGGCUUUCCUUAGAGUGCACGGUUUAUAUUAAUAUUCAUGUUCCGCUGUCUACUACUUCUGUCAGCUAUACUCUGGAGAAAAAUACAAAGAAUGGACUUACACGCUGGGCCAAGCAAAUAGAAAAUGGUGUUUAUUUGAUUAAUGGACAAGUUAAAGAUGAAGAUUGUGACCUAUUAGAAGGACAGAAAAAAUCUUCUAGAGGAAAUACUCAAGCAACUAAUCAUUCUUUUGAUGUCAGAGUGCUAACACAGUUGCUUCUGAAUUCAGACCACAGAUGCACAGCCACAGUCCAGAUCUGCAGUGGCUCUGUAAACCUUAAGGGUGCUGUGAAAUGCAGAGCUUAUAUUCAUAGCAAUAAACCCAAGGUUAAAGAUGCUGUGCAGGCCAUGAAAAGAGAUAUAUUGAAUACAGUUGCUGAUCGUUGUGAAAUACUGUUUGAGGAUCUGCUUAUGAAUGAAAUUCCAGAAAAAAAAGAUUCUGAAAAAGAGUUCCACAUUCUCCCUCACCGAGUUUUUGUCCCCAUUCCGGGAUCCACCGUAAUGUUAUGUGAUUAUAAAUUUGGUGAUGAGUCAGCUGAAGAAGUAAGAGACCAUUUUAUAGAGAUGUUAGAUCUUAGGAUUCAAAUCGAAGAUUUGAAAAUUGCAGAGGAAAUGAACACAGUAUCAGCAAAUUUGGAGACAGACCUUUAAAAUCUGGUGAAACCCAUCUUUGCCAAUUCUGUCUUGAUAUCAGAGGUGAAAUUAAUUUUUUUGUUUGGUUAAACAGUGACAGUGUAAUUAUACAGGAAAAAAGUAAUUCUGAAGAUGUAUUUUCAUGGCUAAAUCAUUGACUAGAGAAACCUCAUUAACUUAGGAUUUAGGAAUCUGGAAGACAACAACUAACUAAGGAGUUCAAGUCCUUAAAUUUCAUUUCAAACUUCUAAAUAGUCCCACCUGUCAGCAGCUUGGAAUGACAUUGAAUGUAUCUACAACUUAGCGUGCAUUCAUCAUGGCCCUUGUUUUCUCUUUUGUUGACAGUUGCUUAAGAAAAGUUGCUUUCUUAAAUGAAUAAUUUGAGAUUUGUCUGAAGUUAAAAUUACCUAGUUUUAAGGAAUGGUUAAGAUCUACUUUCCUAUUGAAUCACAUGUUAUUUGCAUGUAAAGUUCAUGUAACAUUAAGGUAUUAGUAAAAAUGACAGUGUCUGAGAUUUGAAUUAAAUUCUACAUGCCCCCACCAAAAACAGACACAAACAAAUUGUUAUGAUAAGGGUUUAUUCAUCCUUGAAAAAUACUCUGCUUCAGUAAAAUUGUCUUAGAUUUGUAUCAAAUCAAUAUGAUUUUGUAUGACAGAUUUUAAAAUGGAAAUAGCAGAGCAAUGGAAUGCCUUUUUUUAAUAGAAGUAAAUUGUUUAUACAGAGGACUCGACCUGUUAGAUCAUGAUCUUCACAAAUAACAAGUCAGUAUUCAAUGUGCAAGUAAUAUGUCAUGACAGAUAAAACCAUUUUUGUGCUCUAUCUACGGACACUCAAGAAAAAAAGUAAAAAAUUUCCUGUAGCAAAUAGAUAUAAUUCGUUUCAUUCAUUAUUUUUGUUUUUAUCUGAGAUAAGGAUUUUAGUGGCCCAAAGAAAAAGCUUUUUAGCAGUGAUAUUUGCUAAUAGAAAAAGCCAAAGUUGUGUGUGUGUGUGUGUGUGUGUGUGUGUGUGUGUGAGAGAGAGAGAGAGAGAGAGAGAGAAUGUUUUUAAAAUGAAUAAAGUUGUACUAUGUAUUCAACUUUUAGAACUAUGGAUGAAGUUAGGAGAAAUUUUAAGCUGGUGGGCUAAUGUAGUCUAGAAGUAAAGUGUUAUUGGCCCCCAAGAAAACUAGAAGCUGUAGAAAUAUGGAAGACUGAAUAAUUCUGGAAAUAGUUCAUAAGAAUUUAUUGGCCUUUGUGACUAGUUUGAUAUGGGAGUAGAACAAAAGAGAAAAACAUUUUGUGUUUAUUUUUAGAGUACUUAUAUGCUCAGAGAGGAAAAAAUAACAGUUGUACCCUUGAUUCUAAUGAAGUGGCUACUCAGGAUUAUUUCUCAAAAUGACAAACUUUUCUUUGUGGGAAAUUGGUGAGAAGCAGGCAAUUUUUUUUUCAUUUACUUUUAUACCACAGAUAAUUAUUUCAGUAAGUUUAUGUGUCAUCCUUAUGAGCACAUCCUCAUGUGCCAGUUUAUUGGGAUACAAAGAUGUCUAUAAAAGAUAUUUUAAAUCCAAGCAAUAAACUAUUUUACUUUGAAUUUUUAGCAGUCAUAUUUACUGUCUCUCACUCUGUGGUCCUCUUCUCUUCUUUGUAAGUAAAGGGAUCAACACGAAGUACAGUUGACCCUUGAACAAUGUGGGGGUUAGGGGCACUGACUCUCGCACAGUCGAAAAUCCACAUACAGCUUCACAGUUGGCUCUCUGUAUGGGCAGUUCUGCAUCCAUGGAUUCAACCAACCAUGGAUCAUAUAGUAUGUAUUUAGUGAAAAAAAAAUUCACCUAUGAGUAAGUGGAUCCACGCAGUUCAAACCCAUGUUGUUUAAGGAUCAACGGCAGUUGCUUUCAGACAUAGUUCCCUAGAGUUCUAUAGAACAGCACUCUCCUAUCACCUCAGGGGAAAGAGGGAGUCUGGCUCCAGCAGCCCUUCAUCCCAGCUUCAACCAGAGCAAUUCUGCUUUCAUCUAUUUUACAUGCUGGGAUUUUCUGUCAGAUUUUCUAGCACUAGCUAAAAAAAGGAAAACCAUUGCUCUGUGUGAUCCCUAAGGAUAUUUUCAGUUCAAACAAUUUUAGUCAGUGUUAAAUAAAUUCAGCUAGGCUAACCUGCACAAAUUAUUGUCAGCAUAAUGAAGUACAAAGAGCACUUGUAUUUGAAUCCUCAUUCUGUUGCCUGUGACCCUCAGAUAUGCACUUAAAGUCCCAGGUUUUAUUUUCCAACUAUAAAUGAGAUAAUGUACUUUGCUUAACAUUGAAUUGUCUUAAGGUCAAAUUUAUAGUCCCAUUUUGCUUAUAUAUUUCAAAUUUCAGGUUAGAUCAAGAGUAAACAAACUUUUUUCUGUAUAGGGCCAAAUAGUAAAUAUUUUAGGCUUUGCAAGGUGUGUAAGGUCUGGCCCUUGGGCUGCAGUUUGCUGAUCCCUGCUUUUAUUAUUAAUAUCUAAUUACUUAAAAUUAAUUGCCAAAACCAUCAAUAAGAAUAUUAUAAAUUAAUCCCAAUUAAGAGCAAAGUUUACUCUGUUCUGUUUAGUUUGAUUUUUGGUAUCAGUUUAUCUCUAUAAUCUACUAUAGUAGAUUGUAUCUACUGUAAGCAGUAUAAUUUGUGGGAGUCAUUCACAACAGGCUAUGUGGCUCUCUGGUUUCGAUCAUUUAUAAAAGUACAUAAAGUAUUUUAAAAAGUAUAUCAGUUUGACAUAUAGCCUGUGAAAUUUAAUUUGCCUGAAUUUGAUAACAAGCAAAUUCAUUGUUAUUUAAAAAAGUCAAGUUGAAAAAAAAAUUUAAAAAAAGCAAGUUGAAGGAAAACGGAGGUCAUUGUUUUUUUAUAAUGUUCUUUAAAAUUCAUUUUUAAUGGUAAUUAUUCUCACUUUACUUAGGAUUUAUUAUUAUUAUCCUC